Messenger RNA from Rhincodon typus (whale shark), 1167 nucleotides. RefSeq names its product PTTG1 regulator of sister chromatid separation, securin (gene pttg1). Gene Ontology annotation, biological process: chromosome organization. Gene Ontology annotation, cellular component: nucleus; cytoplasm. The transcript is spliced from 7 exons. The record is from RefSeq and is a predicted model, not a curated record. The coding region runs from base 279 to 908 and encodes 209 amino acids. Lineage: Eukaryota; Metazoa; Chordata; Chondrichthyes; Orectolobiformes; Rhincodontidae.
UCAUCGUCUGAUUUAGUCCAAUCAAACGAGAGCGUAACGCUGUGUCUCAUUUAAAAAGUUGCGGUGAAAGUCUGGGAUUGUUUAGUGGCGUGCGGUUUGAUCAGCCCGGGAACUAACCGAAGGACCCUUGCAGAUCAGAGAUCGUUAAGAACUGCUGAUGCUGGAGUCAUAAGUGUGGAGCUGGAAGAACACAGCAGGCCAGGCAGCAUUAGGGACCCUUCUUGGGUCCCGACCCGAGACGUCAACUUUCCUGGACAACAAGUGAUCUGUACCUGAUUAUGGCAGUGAGAAUAUUUGUCGAGAAGGAAAAUGAGUUACUUUGUAACCAUACAAAGAACCACCCAAAGUUACUUUCUGGUUCAGCUACAAUUGAAACAUCUCUACUGCAGACUCCACGAACUGGAAAGGUGUUAACUACAACUCACUUUCAACCAUCUGCAAGAAAAGCUCUAGGGGAUGUGAACUGUCCUUUGCGAGCAGGCAGUAUACCUGGUCAUUCGCUGAAAAAGAAACCAGAUAGAAUCCACAAGAAGAAAAACAAUGCUCAGAUCAUAAAAGCUGCUAAGCCCUCUGAAAACUCUUCCAAUUCAGAACCACCAAAGUGCUCUGAAAAGUCUGAAGACUACCCUGAAAUGGAAACUUUUAUUCCAUACAAUCCCCUUGAUUUUGAGAACUUUAAUGUGCCAAAGGAACAUAAACUUGAUCACACUUGCCUGGCUGGUCUACCACUCCUCUUUCUUGAGAAAGAAGAAGCACUAAUAGAAAAGGUGCUGAAUAAAAUCCCUUCACCUCCAAAAUGGCCUUCACUUGUACAAGAAUCCAGUUUAUUUGACUUUGAUGUGCAUGCUGACAUUUUGGCAGACUUGGAUGAAGUUGAAUUGCCGACAAUUGAAGAUGACUUCUUGUGAAGAUCUAUGAAUUGAAAUUUCAUCUUGCCUUUGGUAUCAAAUGUAAGCUGAAGUUUAUCUGGAUGAUAUUGCAAAUGUUAGGGUUUUGAAUGCAUGGUUUGUGUAGGAAAACUCCUCACCUUGAACUUUUUUAAACUUCAAUUAAUGUAACCUAGCCAGUCUUUAAACACUUGCACAUAUGUCUUUUGUAGUGAUAUAGCAUUGAUGAUUUUGCUGUUAAUAAACUGGAAGAACUACAAUAAAAUGAACUGAAUUUUGA